GUGGAGAACGACAGGGCGAGAAACACAGAGUUCUCUCUGCGCGGUGAAACCUGUGCUCGCAAAAUAGUGACAAUAGUUGUUUCUUUUCUCUUUCUCUCUCUCUCUCUUUCUCUCUAUCUCCUUAAACAAAUACUUAAUUACUGUACUAUAAUUCCGGGGGAAGAGUAAUCUGAGAUUUGCACCACGCGGGAGACACAUAUCCGUUACCAUGAGGACGUACUACGUGAUAGCUGCCAUUCUGAUCGCCGGCACAACCGCUCAGGAAUCGUUCAAAUGCCCAGACGACUUCGGCUUCUAUCCUCAUCACAUAUCCUGCGACAAGUACUGGAAAUGCGACAACAACGUCGCGGAAUUGAAAACUUGCGGCAAUGGGCUGGCCUUCGACGCGAGCGACAGCAAGUUCCUCACCGAGAACUGCGACUACCUCCAUAACGUGGAUUGCGGGGAGAGGACGCAGCUAGAGCCGGCGAUUAGCACGCCGCAUUGCCCCCGGCUCUACGGGAUCUUCCCCGACGACAAGAAAUGCGACGUGUUCUGGAACUGCUGGAACGGGGAGGCUUCCAGGUAUCAGUGCAGCCCUGGACUCGCCUACGAUCGUGAAGCCAGAGUCUGCAUGUGGGCCGAUCAAGUGCCUGAGUGCAAGAACGAAGAGGUCGCAGGAGGUUUUACGUGUCCGGCUGCGGGCGAAGUGAGCGGAGCAUCCGGCAGCUUCAGCAGACACGCCCAUCCAGAGGACUGCAGAAAGUACUACAUAUGUCUGGAAGGUAUCGCUAGGGAGUACGGCUGCCCGAUCGGUACCGUCUUCAAAAUCGGCGACGCCGACGGCAGCGGCGCCUGCGAGGACCCCGAGGACGUACCCGGAUGUGAGGAUUACUACGGUGACCUGGAUCUAAAGAGCAUCAGGAAGAGCGAGCUGCUUGCCGGAAUUCAGAAUUCGGGCGAGACCAGGAAGCCUCCUCAAGGCAAACCGAGGCCCCCGUCGGCACCUGCCAGGCCCAACGCACCCCUUCAAGAAUAAUUUCCAAAUUCCACCGCCCAUUCUUCUCCUCCUUCUCAUUGUCUCUUCAUCUCUCUUUCUCUCUCUUUUUCCUCCCCUCUCCUCUCCUAUUCCUCGUUUCUUCCCUCCCAUCCUCCCUCCCUCGUCGCUAUUACAUCACACAUACACAGUGGCACACACACAGUGACACGCGCGCGCAUAUACAGACACGAUGAUCACACACUUGUUCGAACAUGAACAAUCUUAUUCGAACUCUCGGUAUCCAUGAAACACACACACGUACGUACACGUGUACAACGCCAGAAGCCAAGAGUGCCCCGUUUGAGCCAAAUUCUUCUAGAAUCGCGUAUAUUCUUUGGUUUCGCGUGCACGACGGGGAUAAAGGCCACGAUGAAAAAUCGGCAUUUCCGAGACGUUCCUUCGCGAGUUGUUCUUACCGCGAAUGUCUCCCUGCUGAGAGGAGAGUAAAUGUCAAAUUCCUGCGUUCCUCCUCGAACGCGGCAACCCGUGGCUAGCACAGUUAGUAACAAUCAAUGGACCGUUUGUUUUUACACGAUUUUAAUUCUCCACGAGCGUUGCUUUCGCUCGUCUUAAUUAAUUAAAUUAAAGCGAGCAAUCGUACAACAUAUCGGUGGAGAUGAUUAACGGAAUUGAUUGUAUCGACCAACGCACGCCUGAAAAAUUAAUUAAAAACUUAAAAAUUCAUCUUUCUUCUUUUAUUUACUCCAAAUCUUCGAUUCCAUCGGAAAUUCGAAUUCGAUGAAAAUGAUUCGUAUCGUCUCGUAUCGAUAACCUUUCUUCUCGUUCUUUCUUGCCUCUUGGUCACUCUGUUUUCCGUUCACACUCCCUUCAUUAUCGACAGACCGUACGAUCGAUUUCAAGUGAAAAAAAGUUCGAAUGUUAGCACGUGUCGCAAAACGUGUUCAUAGAAACGCAGAAUCUGGUCAGAAUCUCUCAGACAAAAAUUCGAAGACGUGGUGCAAACGAACUAUAACCUCUUUCUUUUUCCUUUUAUUUCAAUUUUUUCAAUUUAAGCUCUCCCUCCCUCUCCUCUAGACACUCUUGGCGGUCAGGCAUGUUUGCGCAAACUAGACUCCAUCCGUGUUUACUUUUAAGUAAUGUGAAAGAUUCGUACCUACAAAUAAAAGGAACAAAAUUUCGUGAAAAAAAAAGAACUGGUCUAUGUCCUUCUCAAGAAACCUCCUGUUUUCUCUAAUUUUCUGCCACGUGAGCGUUUAUACGUGUUUGCUUGCCACUUUGGAAUAUUUAUUGCUGUGACUCUAACCUCUGCAUGCUCGUUACGAUCGUAACAAAUUUUAUCUACCUGCGAAUGAUGUUUCUGAAUGUUCUAAACGCUAAGAACACUCUGUCGUAAUCAACUUAAUGCACCAAAAGUCGUAUCUAAUUACACGUGCGUCUUGAUGGGUCUGUGAAGAAAUAUAUAUCAAGCAUAUACAAGAUAGGUGGAUAAUUGGAGAUUGUCACAUCAAUCAGUGUCCUUUAACAAUUGAAAUAGUGAGUCGAUUAAUUUCUUUCCCUUUUCUUUCUUUUUUUUUCACCGUUCACUCUUAUGCGAUAAAUUGUGCUUAUCCAUAUCUACUUUUGCAAACUCGAAGUAUACAUUCAGGUAUACAUUUUGUAAAAUGUGUGUGUGAAUUUCAUAUAGCGAAGACUACUACGGUGACGUGGAUCUGAAGGCACUGCGAAAAUUGGGAUACAAGAAAAAGUGACGAGUCGAGGAGCGCGCAAGUUCCAAUAAAUUUGAAUAUCGAUAAUCAACGCUUGUUUGUCAGGUCUGUGUCGAAAGAUUUCGAUAGCGAUCGAAAUCGAUCGAUUUCCCUUCUCAUCUUCUGUCUUCUGUCCAACUAAAGCCCAACGAAGAAGUCCACAUGACCCAUAAUUUCACUCUCACUUGUCAUCGCGUCAUCGUUUAUGCGUUACGAUAGAUAACUGUAUAGAUAAUUACUGUGUAAAUAAAUUACUGUCAUAAAACAA
Frieseomelitta varia is the source of this 2992-nucleotide messenger RNA. It is a transcript of the gene Gasp, whose product is annotated as protein obstructor-E. The record is from RefSeq and is a predicted model, not a curated record. Gene Ontology annotation, molecular function: chitin binding. The transcript has 4 exons. NCBI's taxonomy places the organism in Eukaryota, Metazoa, Arthropoda, Insecta, Hymenoptera, Apidae. Gene Ontology annotation, cellular component: extracellular region. Bases 209 to 1018 code for a protein of 269 amino acids.